CUAAUACUGUCGUAAAUGUGUGUGCGUGCGUGCGUGCGUGCGUGUAUAUAUGCAGAUAGAUUAGAUGAGCUAUCAUUUUUGCGCCAUUGAAGCCACCGUUUAGUUAUCUUUGAGCUUACACUUACAGGUGACACUCUUUCAAUUCUCUCAUUAUCAUUGAAUACCCUUUUAAAAUCUUUCUUUGACUAGCCGGUUUAAUUUUCAGAACGCUCAGUAAAGCAGGAAGCCAUUGAAGCCACCGUUUAGUUAUCUUUGAGCUUACACUUUCAGGGGACAAUAUUUUAAUUCUCUCGUUAUCAUUGAAUACCCUUUUAAAAUCUUUCUUUGACUAGCCUGUUUAAUUUUCAGAACGCCCAGUAAAGCCGGUUCUCAUUGAACUGCUUUGGAAAAAUAUUUUUGUUUUUAUGUGGGUAGUUGAAAAAUUGAAGCAUUGUGUUAAUAUAUAUAUAUAUAUAUAUAUUUUUUUUUUUUGUUAUUUAUUUAUUUUGUUUUUAACUGUGGAAGGCAUUAUGUGACAUUUUUUUUCUUUGGUUUUCACCGAGAAAGUUGCAAGAACCAAAUUAAUUUUAUGUCUCCAUUGUUUCUCUGAUCUAUUAGUGCAUAAUUGCUAUAACUCUCUCUUUUGGUAGUGUUCUAUAUCGGUGUUAUAUAUCGGAUUCUGUUAUAUAUAUAAAUAUAUAUGUAGCACUUGACGUUAUAGUAUGAUAGGAAACUCAAAUCUCUGUUCUGUUCAAAUUUGAUCAACUUUUGAAAAAAGGUACUAAUUUACUGUGAGAAACUCAAAUUGAGUUUUAGAGUUACUAAAACUUUGAUGUUGUUUACGGAAACAUGUAUACAGAAUGGGAAAGACAAUCCGGUUACAUGGAUUUUCUGGUGUAGAAAAUCCAAAAGAUGCGGUGGAAUUUCUAGAGGAAUAUACUGGGGAAGGAACCGUUUAUGCUGUUGAGGUUGGGCAGUACAAAAAUCAGCGAAGGGCAUUUGCUAAAGUUCAAUUCACUAGAUUAUCAUGGACUUGGCACCUGAUCCGGAUGAACGCUUUUGGUAUGAUGAGGUGUCUUACUUACAAGCUCGGGAGUUGGAUCUCGACAUUGAAAAGAAGCCAAAGGUCUCUGCCUAUAGCAUGGAUGAUGCAACAUUAUGCAUUGGAGGUCAGAUCUCUGAGGACAAGUUUUCUGUGCUAUGGAAAAGGAGGAAUGUAUCAGUGAAAUUUGGAAUGGGGCUUAGAAACUUCUACUUCUUUUCUCUUAUCAUUCUGUCGAAUACAAGCUUGAGGUCCCCUGUGAGAGCAUUUGGAAGAUUGAGCUACGUCGUCCACGACGUCAAGCUACCAAGUUUCUUCUCAUCCAGAUAGUUGCAGACAAUUGGAAGAGAGGCAGAGCUAUUGGGUGUACAAUGACUUUUUAUUGGAAGAUGCUCCGUUUUGCUUACACAUAUGGACUUUGUGGCUGAGUUCCAGCGCAGGAAAUCAUAACUUUCCUAAAUUUUAACAAUUAUGAAUUGCACUUAGAUGCUUGAAUUUUUUUUUUUUUUUUACUCUUUAUUUUCUAAAUUUUAAUUUUUAAUGCAUUUUGAUUAGUAGAAUUAUUUUUGCUUUUGUUUUUAAUAGUUUUGAGGCAUUGUUAAACACUUAUUACAAUAAAAAAA
Messenger RNA from Ziziphus jujuba (common jujube), 1644 nucleotides. Its product is annotated as RNA-dependent RNA polymerase 1-like. The transcript is spliced from 2 exons. The record is from RefSeq and is a predicted model, not a curated record. Bases 1007 to 1351 code for a protein of 114 amino acids. NCBI's taxonomy places the organism in Eukaryota, Viridiplantae, Streptophyta, Magnoliopsida, Rosales, Rhamnaceae.